AUGGGCGCGGCGGAGGAAUACGAGGAGCACGGCGGCGGCGACGGCGGUUCGGCGGAGGAGAAUGGAAGCGCCGCGGGCGACGGCGGCGGCGAUGGCGGCGCGAUGCAUCGCGAGGAGAUGCAACUGUACUCUGAGGCGUCCGCGUUUCAAGGCGCCGCGGUGGUGGCGAUGAUUGAGCGGCACGACGAAGACAUCGGCGAGGAGCAGAAGAUUCUCGAAAUCACGAUGGAGGAUGGGGUUACCAUGUCGCUCGCGCUCGACUCGGGCGAACGGCGGCUUAACGAACUUGGUUACCGGCAGGAGCUGAAACGUUCGCUGCAUUUUCCGCAGCUGUACGCGACGGGCAUCAGCAUGAUGAGCGUGUUCGCGGGGGUGGUCCCCAUGUACGCACAAGGGUUCAACGAUGGUGGGCCAGCAGGGCUGAUCUGGUACUGGUGGAUCACAGCGGUAGCAGUGCAUCUCAUCGCUCUCAGCAUGGCCGAAAUCUCCUCCUCCUUUCCAACAGCUGGCUCGCUCUAUUUUUGGGCGGCAGCACUGGCAGGGCCGAAGUGGGGCCCACUGGCCUCAUUCAUCACGGCAUGGAUGGAGUUUGUGGGGCUCGCAGUGGGGCAUGCCAUGGUGUCUUACUAUGGCGUCACCAUCCUGCAAGUGCUCAUUCUCAUCAGCACAGGAGGCGCCAACGGCGAUGGGUUCAUGUUGGAUCACUAUGAGGUGUUUGGAAUCGCGUGCGGGGUGGUGUGCAUCUGCUGCCUCAUCAACUGCUGCUCCAUCCGCAUCGUCUCCUACGUCAUGCUCUUCUCAGCUUGCAUCCAGGUGCUGGGAGCAGUGGCGCUCAUCAUCACACUGCCCCUCGUCGCACCCACGCACCAGCCGGCUUCAUUUGUCUUCCAAACCUUCUUCACUAACGAGUCGCUGCCCACGCCGGCCUACUCCUUUGUGCUCUGCCUGCUCGUCUCCCAGUACUCCCUCUACGGCUACGACGGCGUGGCGCAUCUCUCAGAAGAGACAAAGAAGUCCGACCGCACGUCGCCGGCCGCCAUAGUGGCGUCCCUCACCACAGUCACAUUCGUGGCGUGGCUGCUGCUGGUGGUGUUCACACUCUGCAUUCAGAACGUGGAUGAUAUAUUCGCCACUGCCAUGGAAGGGGAGGUGCCGACGACGGUUACGAACGGCAUGCAGCCGGUCAUUCAGAUUCUCUGGGACGCCUUUCAAGCACGAUAUGGCUCAGGGGUGGGGGCGCAGAUAUUCACGGGCAUCAUAUACACGUCCUUCUUCUUUGGGACUGUGUCGGGACAGCUAGGAGCGUCGCGCGUGGCCUAUGCUUUGGCGCGUGACGGCGGUCUCCCCUUCUCCUUCCUCUGGCGCCGCCUUGCGCCCAACAAGGUCCCAGUGCUCGCGCUCCUCCUCUCUGUCGUCAUCGGAAUCAUCUUCCUCCUCCCUCUCCUCUACACCUCCACCACCAUCUUCUUUGCGAUAGCAUCCAUCUCGAGCAUCGGCUGGGUGUCGGCCUACUCGGUGCCAAUCUUCUUCCGCCUCAUUCAAAAGGAGGACCACUUCCACCCCGGCCCCUUCUACAUCCCCAACUACAUCGGGGUCAUCGGCGGGAAAAUCGUGCAUUUCCUGGCGCUGGUGUGGGUGCUCUACACCAUGAUAGUCUUCCUGCUGCCAUACGCCUUCCCAGUCACGGUCGAGAAUCUCAAUUGGGCACCAGUGGCUAUCGCAGCGUGGGUCAUCAUCUUUGUCACGUGGUGGAUCGUGCACGCUCGCUUCUGGUUCAAAGGGCCGGUUCGGGAGAUUGUUCCGGUCACGGAGGAGAAUGGCGGGGAGAAAGAGGCCGAGGGGAAGGUGGAGUGA
Closterium sp. Yama58-4 is the source of this 1854-nucleotide messenger RNA. The record is from the annotation of a GenBank genome assembly. Lineage: Eukaryota; Viridiplantae; Streptophyta; Zygnematophyceae; Desmidiales; Closteriaceae.